Messenger RNA from Malania oleifera, 2771 nucleotides. RefSeq names its product cysteine-rich receptor-like protein kinase 25. The coding region runs from base 242 to 2356 and encodes 704 amino acids. The transcript is spliced from 7 exons. NCBI's taxonomy places the organism in Eukaryota, Viridiplantae, Streptophyta, Magnoliopsida, Santalales, Ximeniaceae. Gene Ontology annotation, molecular function: ATP binding; protein kinase activity. Gene Ontology annotation, biological process: protein phosphorylation. The record is from RefSeq and is a predicted model, not a curated record.
AGAAAGUAAAAUUCAAGUCAGGACAGAGGGGAUGAUUGCGUCACACUAUUAUUUAUUGAUGAGCUCAAAUCCUAGCUAGCUUGCUAGACUACAGCACCUUGCAACCCAAGUUUCCAAAAUUGUCCCUCCCUGUCCAUGCCAGGGCCACACGAGAAAUCGACGUGUGAAGAAGAUUAGCGAGCCUGGGUUAAUAAACCAAGCUCAGGCUCAAGUUCACUUCCCGUUUAACCCAACAAGCACAAUGUCACCGUCCACUCGUACAACUGUCGCUUCCACCGUUCUUUUUCUCUCGUUUCUGCUGCUUCUCCGCUGUGCCGAACCCAGCCUCACCUACCGCUACCAAUUCUGCGGCGGCGACGCCGCCAACACCACAAACGAGUUCUCCCCAAACAGCACCUUCCAAUCCGAUCUCAAUCUCCUCCUUUCUUUGCUUUCUUCCCCCAACUCCACCCGCAACGGCAACACGCCUUUCCGAAACCUCACCGCCGGCGGCAGCCUCAACAGCUCCGCUUCAGCUUCCGCUUCCGCUUCCGCCGCUGUCUACGGCAUCUACCUCUGCCGCGGCGACGUCGCCGCAGACGUCUGCCAAGAGUGCGUGGCCGCUGCGCGCACAGAGAUCGUCCGGCGCUGCAAAAGGGUAAGAAGCGCCAUAAUCUGGUACGACGAGUGCAUGUUGCGUUACUCCAACGAAUCGUUCUUCUCCGUCAUGGACGAAGACCCUAGAAUCCCUUUACCCGACGGAGAGAGCGUAUCGGACCCGGUUCCGUUUUCUCCGGUACUGGCAGCAGCCAUGGACGAUGUAGUGACGCGUGCGGCGAAGGACGUAUCUCCUCCGGAGAAGUUUGCAACGAAAGAGGCGGCCUUCUCGAGGACUCAGACGGUGUACGCGCUGGCGCAGUGUACGCCGAACCUGCCGUGGACCGACUGCAAUCGAUGUUUGCGAACGGCCGUCGCGUUGCUCCCCGCUUGCUGCACCGGUAAGGUAGGGGCAAGGGUUCUGAUGCCCUGUUGUAAUGUGAGGUACCAGGUUUACCCUUUUUAUAACGGGAGCGUGGAUGCAUCGAGUGGGAAUGGGAAUGGGAAUGGGAAGGGCUCUGCUCUUCCAGCACCAAUAGUCCCUCGUCUUCCUCCCCAGGCUGUGGUUCCAAGCCCUACAGAAAAAAAUAACUCUUCAACUAGAACAGUUAUAGGCAUUGCUACUCCAAUUGGUGUUUGCGUGGUGCUCUUCUCUUUGUGCUAUUGGAUUUGGAUGAAGAAAGCAAAAAAGAAAGGCAAUCUUGUAAGGGAAGAACAUGUUCAAAUCGAAUUUCCUGUUGUGGAGUCUCUACAAUUCGAUUUGGAUACAAUUAAGGUCGCUACAAACAACUUCUCUAAUGAUAAUAAGAUUGGUGAAGGUGGAUUUGGUGUGGUCUACAAGGGUAGGUUUUAUAAUGGGCAAGAUAUUGCUGUGAAGAGAUUAUCAAGAGGUUCCAGGCAAGGUGUAGAAGAGUUCAAGAAUGAGGUUGUAGUGGUCGCCAAGCUACAACAUAGAAAUCUAGUAAGGCUUCUCGGGUUUUGCUUGGAAAAGGAAGAAAAGAUGCUUGUCUAUGAAUUUUUGCCGAACAAAAGCCUCGACUACUUUCUAUUUGAUGUUGAAAAGCAAAGACAGUUGGAUUGGCCAACGCGUUACAAGAUUAUCCGAGGAAUUGCUCGAGGAAUUCUUUAUCUUCAUGAAGAUUCUCGGCUUAUGAUUAUACACCGAGAUCUCAAAGCUAGCAAUGUAUUGUUAGAUGGAGAUAUGAACCCAAAGAUUUCAGAUUUUGGUAUGGCAAAGAUUUUCGGUAUGGACCAAACUCAUGGAAGUACAAAUAGAAUAGUUGGAACAUAUGGUUACAUGCCUCCGGAGUAUGCAAUGUAUGGGCAUUUCUCUGUGAAGUCCGAUGUAUAUAGUUUUGGUGUCUUGAUUUUAGAGACUCUGAGCGGCAAACGGAGCAGCUCCUUCCAUCAGUCAUCAGACAGUGCCGACAACCUUUUAAGCACUACAUGGAAAUUGUGGAAGGAUGGGGCACCCUUGGAGUUGAUGGAUCCCAGUCUGAGUGAUUUUUAUUCGAGAAAUGAAGUCCUUAGAUGCAUUCAGAUUGGUUUGCUAUGUGUUCAGGACGAUAUGACUGCUAGACCCACCAUUGCAUCAGUGGUCCUUAUGCUUAAUAGCUUAUCUGUUACUCUGCCAUUGCCGCAGCAGCCUGCUUCCAUUGUUCUUAGUAGAUCAGAAAUGGAGUUUUCCGUUACAAAGGAGAGAGAAUCAGAACAAUCUACGAGCAAGUCUAUGUCAUGGUGUGCAAACAAUGCUUCGAUUACAGAUCUCUCUCCUCGUUAAUUAGUACGAGAACAAGAGUAUCUUUAAAGCAGGUGUAUGCUAGUAAAAUGAUGAACACUGAAGUUAUGAGCAAGGAGGCUCCUUGACGGGAUCGAAGUAUAGCAGAAAGGAAAACAUGAAUGUUAUACCAGCGAGAGAAAUUUAAAGUAAGGUGGGAGAAGGCAGUAACUAGUAAGUAUGCUACCAGAGUAUUUAAUACAAUUAACAUAAACUAAUUUGUAGGUGAGCUCUAAAAAUGGAAAAAAUAAAAACAGAGUUUUGAUUCUUCUUCCCCCCCCCCCCCCACCCCUUUUUUUUCGGGUGAAAUCAUGGUAUUAGUAUAUUUUAAUAUUACUAACUUAUAAAUAAAGUAAAUGUAUCUCAAGAAACAGCAUGUAGCUUAGAAUAAGAAAUAUAUCUGCACUUAGUUGAGCCA